AUGAUUCGGUACGGUUUGUUCGAGACUUUUCAAUUAAAUUAUGCAAUUUGAGUGAACUUCUAAUUCUGAGCGUCGCAAUCGCGGGGGCCGAUGCCGUACUUGGUUGGGACGGAAUUCAGGCAGUCUCGGAAAGUGGAUUCAAAUGUCUCAAAAGCCACAGUAAGCUCAAGUUUUACUUUUUUUUGAUAACUAUUUUUUUCCGAUCAUUGUGGAUUUCCGUAUGAGUGACACCGAAAAUUUUUUAUUUUUUUAAUGUUCCCUAUACCGGUUUUCGUCCAUCAAAUGGAAUUUCUCAAAGUGGGAAAAAAAACUCGAUAGUCAAAAACACAAUUAAAAAGAUAUGUUCAAGCCAAAGAAUCAAUCACAAGAAGUUUUAUCGGAACUCUUUUCUUUUUCUCAAGUUCCUGAGGUCGUAUGCAAUUAAGUGAAAAUGACUUUCCGUCGUUCUUGAUAUAGAAAAGGCCGGAAACUCGCUAUUAAUCUAUUAAUUUCGAUUUUCUACUGUAUUAAUGAUUAAUAAGAGUAUUCAGAUAAGAAAGAGCACAUUUCAAUGUGAAAAAAGCCGUUUGAAGGUAAUUUCUAGCUUAAGGAAAAUCGCCGAAAAUCAUUUUCCACUUUAUUGUAUUAGGACUCUGACUUCUCUUAAAAAAGGAAACAAAUGAACGCAAAAACUCGCAACACAAGUCGGCUGGAUCCCACCACAGGGUGGGCGAAUAGCAGCCAAAGCUUCUAAAAGUGCGGCCUAUUUCAGUACAUUUUAAAUAUUUUUUUUUCACGCGCAAAAGGUUGGGGUGAAAUCCAGCCGAUGUAGAACUCGCAAAAAUACGUGAAACGGAAAUAAAAGAAUUUUUUUUGGAUUUUAAAAGCAGAAAAUAUAAUAAUAAAACGAUCAUCAAUACACUCUGCAUAUUUAACUACUCUCAGACUACGACUUCUUCAUCGGCCGAGUAUGGACCAGUACUGGCAACUACGACGAGGUCGGCAUUUCCAACAUAAAGAACGCCCGCGCAGCCGGAGUCACCGACGUUGGAGCCUACAUUUUCCCUUGUCUGGCGACUCGUUGUGCUCCUCCAGCUAACCAAGUUGAAGCCACCAUCAACAAGCUCAAGGCCGAGAAGGCUGAGGUGCGGAAAAGAAUGAAAAGGGUGGAAAAAAAAUUUUCGAUUCAGGUCAACUACAUCUGGCUUGAUAUUGAAAGACUCGCUUGGCCUGCUGACCACACGCACAACAGAAACUUCAUCACUGCCAUGGUCGACGAGGUUCAGGUAGGCCUAAUACUCUCUUACACUUUUUCUUUUUGAGUUCGAAAUGUUUAAAAAUGUGGUCUUCACUCCGAAAAAAAUUAAAGAAAAUACAUGAACCUGUGAUAAAGCCUGCGAAAUUUCUCUAUUGAUUAAUUGAUUGAACCAAUUUUUUCGCCAUUCAUAUAUAGUAGUCAUGUAUGGACCUUUCGUUUUAAAUUUCUUUGUUGACCUACCGGCCAAUUCGCAAAAGAUAAUAUUGAUUUUUUGAAUCGUUGGCAAACAAAAAAAACGUUGACAACUUUUGAAACUGAGACAAAUUACAAAUAUACUAUCCCAAGAUUAAGUUAUAAAUCUUACAAACUAGAGAACGUUUUUUUAAAAAAAUUUUUUUAAGUUGUACUAUAGGACCUUCUGAAUCUGAAAAAAGAAAAAAAAAAUUUGCAACAGUUCUUGUUCUCGGCUUUCGAAGCUAAAUUUCAACUUGAAUUUGAAAAGUGAAACAAGAUUUUUAGGAGAAAUAUUUGUUCUUUUUUUCUGAGAUCAGGAGGUCCUGGCAAUGGCUCUUUAGCGAUGUUUGAUCUAGAGUUCAAGCUUCUCUUCACUUUUUUUUCAUUGCUUCUUUCGCAGAAAAUGGGCUACAAACCGGCGAUUUACUCUAACAACAACAACUGGGAGGCGAUCGUCGGCCUUGACUGGAAGCCGUUCCCACACCUUCCACUAUGGUGGGCCAACUACAACGGCGAACAGGGAUUCUCUCGGUUUGCCUUGGUCUAAAGCGCAUGACUAUUUUUUGCACAGAUAUCAAGAGUUUGGUGGCUGGGCAAAGCCGCUGAUCCAUCAAUACAAGGGCACUACAGCAGGUCCUUGCUCCGUCAGCAUGGAUCUCAACUACAAACAGUGA
Molecule: messenger RNA, 2145 nt
Organism: Caenorhabditis auriculariae
Lineage: Eukaryota; Metazoa; Nematoda; Chromadorea; Rhabditida; Rhabditidae
Source: the annotation of a GenBank genome assembly